AUUCACUUAUUUGUUAAUGAUGGAGGCAUAGCCUUUUUUACAAUGAGGAGAUUGGCUGUGUGGUUAAUGCAGCAAUUUUCUUCCACACUAUGAAGAAAGGCUCAAAAGAUCCUUCCCAGAAUCCGCCUGGACCUGCCUCAGGACUGGACCUGGCUGGAUCACCUGGCUCAUCCCUUCCAUUUCCGGUGGAGGAGUAUAUCCUCAACCUCUCAGAGGAGGAAUGGAAGGCUUUCAGCAACAUGUUAGAAACUCCUAUGACAAGGAGCCAGUUUGUGGAGCUCUCGAAGACUGUCCUGAAGGUGUUUAGCCUGGGCUCAUUUCGUCUGGUUCUGCCAACUUUGAUCCACCGCGGAUUUGAUGAGCUGAAGAGCGACUCAGAUACAUCCUCAAGAUCUGGUGAAAGUGGAAACUCAUCGGAGGGUGUUUUAAGUGGAUCCUCAAGUUAUAGUUAUGCCAGUGGAAGUGCCUGCGCGUCCUCAUCUGCUACUGCUGAUGGUCCGAUGCUCUGGAUGAAAUGUGCCCUGGCAGCCUUCAGGAAGAGGGUGGCAUGGCUUCUUCCCCGUCACUCGCCAGAUGUUCACUCUUACAUGUCUGACAUUCACGCCGACAGCGACAAGCGUAGUGCCUGCCCUCGCUCCCGAUCUGGAACCAGGACAGAGCCACGUCGUGGAAUUCCAUCCGUUCACGUAGAGGAUUUCGGCCUGUUGCCAGAUGUUCACUCUUACAUGUCUGACAUUCACGCCGACAGCGACAAGCGUAGUGCCUGCCCUCGCUCCCGAUCUGGAACCAGGACAGAGCCACGUCGUGGAAUUCCAUCCGUUCACGUAGAGGAUUUCAGCCUGUUGCCAGAUGUUCACUCUUACAUGUCUGACAUUCACGCCGACAGCGACAAGCGUAGUGCCUGCCCUCGCUCCCGAUCUGGAACCAGGACAGAGCCACGUCGUGGAAUUCCAUCCGUUCACGUAGAGGAUUUCGGCCUGUUGCCAGAUGUUCGCUCUUACAUGUCUGACAUUCACGCCGACAGCGACAAGCGUAGUGCCUGCCCUCGCUCCCGAUCUGGAACCAGGACAGAGCCACGUCGUGGAAUUGAAUCCGUUCACCUAGAGGAUUUCGGCCUGUUGCUAGACAGACUGUUUUCCAAUGAGGCCAUUGAUCGAGUUGUCCAAGAACUUGUUGGUCAGGUGCAGGUUGCGACGCAAGACGGUGGUCCAUCUGGUGUCCCAGCAACAGUGACAGUUCCUGAGGCGGUGUACGCUAACACCGAGCAGGCAAUCAAGAACCUGCUCCGCCCGUAUGUCACCCCGCUUGUGGUUUGCAAUUCUCCAGGUACAACUGUCCCUAACAUUGCAAGAUUCACAGAACUGCUCCUAGCAGAAUUGGAAAACUGUCAUUCUGCUGCUGUGCUUGGAGCUGAAGACGAUGUUAGAGCCUCAACGUCGCACAGCGUGGACCAAAGCUGUCAGUCCAGGACCGCCAGCUUGAAGACAGACACGGAGACCCAGGAGUCUUCAAGCCAGAACGGACGCCAGCGCAUGUUUGGUCUGUUCAGCCAGCUGAUGGUCCAUCAGGUCAUGGACAAGAUGCAUGAGGAUUCAGCAGCGCAACAAGAGCAGGAGAGCGUAAGAGGGUCUUCCACCGCUGCAUCCUUGCUUCUCGGUGACACUAAGGACUUCGGCUGCUUUGUCACUGUACUGCUGCUGAGGCUCCUGGCCAGAAUGAGUGAUGGAUGCCCCUGCUGCGGCGCCAAGAGGCUGGACCAGGACCUGCUACAAAAGCUCAUUGAGGACCUUCUGUUUGAGUUCACCAGUGACCCAUGGUGCCCAAGCUUCGAUGGUGACCUCAGCAACCAAACGAUUCCGUCCAUCUAUAGGGCCAUGGACGCAGUUUGGCUCAGACUGCUGAAGCAGUUUGGCUCAGACGCCAUCCUGUGGAGGGCCGUCGAUACACAGGAUAACUCAUUUGACGCAACCUUAUUGGCGGAAUUACGAAAGGAACUGUUGACCCAGCGUAACGUAGAAGAUCCUGCUGAACCGUCCACCCAAAGUGACUCGCCGUCCCUCAGCCCCGUGCCUGAACCGUCCACCCAAAGUGACUUGCCGUCCCUCAGCCCCGUGCCUGAGGUCACCUCUGGACAAACAGCUAGAAAAGCCAGAAGUAAACUCAAGAUCUUUAAGAUACGCAGCAGUGCAAAGAUUGCACCAACUAAGGAUGCUUCUGACAAGGGGCUGGAGUCAGAGGCAACCGUCACUCGUGCCCUAUCGGAUGAGGGUAUUGCUGCCGCACCUUCUGGUGACAGGAAGGAGCCGCGCAGACGGCCCUGGUACAAGAAGAUCUUCCUCAGGCUCAGCUGUUUUGGAGGCCCAGCUGAGAUCUGACCUGUCCAGCCCACCACCUAUACCCUUACACCCCAUCCUAACCCAAGCCUUCACCCCUACCCAACUCCCCAACUUGUUUACCAUAUCCACCCAUCCUACCACACACACACACAC
Engraulis encrasicolus (European anchovy) is the source of this 2489-nucleotide messenger RNA. RefSeq lists its product as uncharacterized. The transcript is spliced from 8 exons. The record is from RefSeq and is a predicted model, not a curated record. Bases 90 to 2375 code for a protein of 761 amino acids. Lineage: Eukaryota; Metazoa; Chordata; Actinopteri; Clupeiformes; Engraulidae.